Alternaria burnsii is the source of this 1344-nucleotide messenger RNA. RefSeq lists its product as uncharacterized. The record is from RefSeq and is a predicted model, not a curated record. Gene Ontology annotation, molecular function: oxidoreductase activity, acting on NAD(P)H, oxygen as acceptor; ribonuclease III activity. The coding region runs from base 1 to 1344 and encodes 447 amino acids. Gene Ontology annotation, cellular component: intracellular anatomical structure. Gene Ontology annotation, biological process: RNA processing. The transcript is spliced from 7 exons. NCBI's taxonomy places the organism in Eukaryota, Fungi, Ascomycota, Dothideomycetes, Pleosporales, Pleosporaceae.
AUGCUACCUCAAGUCGAAUCGAAGGCGGUCGAUAUCGAGACCUCACUUCAAUAUACGUUCACUGAUAAGCGCAUCGCGGUCGAGGCUGUUCAAAUGGCAGCUCCGAAAAUUGCCUGCUUACACAAGAACAACUUCGAGGGCCUUGACAACAAUAAAAGAUUGUCGGUCCUAGGUGAUGCAGUUCUCGCCAAGGUACUCUGCAGCGCCUGGUAUGAAGCUCGCAGUUCGACUGGGCGAGUGCAUUCUCAAGCGCAAUGGACGCAAUUGCGUAACGAGACGCUGAGCAACGAUGCGCUGGCUCGCCGAGGGUAUCAAGCUGGUCUCGACAGAUGCGUCAUUGUGGCUGAUAGCACGCCUGCCGUCUCCCCCAAAAUGGUCGCGACGACACUCGAAGCUCUCAUUGGCGCAGUCUAUCAGGACGGCGGAGAUGACGCUGUUCAUCGCGUCAUGCGUUCACUCGGUUUUUUUGAGCAUACACUCCUCACGAACGUUGAUCCGUCGUCAAGUAUAUAUACACACAGGGCGGCCUUUCGGCCAACGUUGCCCGCGUUCUCGCUUGCGGACAAGACCGCAGUUAUCACGGGUGGCGCCAGAGGCCUAGGAUUAGCUAUGAGCCGAUCGCUUGUUCUAAGCGGUGCCAACCUCGCGAUUGUCGACAUUCACAAAGCGGAGGCUACUCAACGAGCCAUGGAGAUCACCCAAGAGUUCCGGCAUUUACACUCGGGACAGCCGGUCCCAAAGAUUACAACGCAUUACGCUGACGUUGGGAAGAAAUCCGAGGUCGAUCAGUCCAUUCGCGAGGUACUCGGCGCGCAUGACGAGAUUACGAACCUGGUUACCUGUGCCGGAUAUUGUCAGAACGUAGAAGCCAUCGAGAUGACGCCUGAACAGAUAAAGACAAUGCUCGGCGUCAAUCUGGAAGGCACAUUCUACUGUGCCACUGAAAUUGCUAGGUACUUAAUGGCGCGCAACAAGCCCGGGAACAUGAUCUUCAUCGGAAGCAUCAGCGGCAGCAUUGUCAAUGUGCCGCAACCCCAGGCUAUGUAUAACUCGAGUAAAGCCGCAGUUCGGCAUCUUGCGGCUAGUCUAGCCGUUGAAUGGGCGAGCAAGGGCAUUCGAGUGAACUGCUUGAGCCCCGGCUACAUGAUCACUGAGCAGGCCAUGAAGGCGCAGAUUCUUGUAGACAAUCCAAACCUGAAGGCCGAGUGGGAGUCCAAAAUUCCACAGGGUCACAUGGGCCCACCUGAAGAAUUGAUGGGUACGGUAGCAUUUUUGGCAUCGGAUGCCUCUAGCUACAUUACUGGACAAGAGAUUAAAGUGGAUGGAGGUUACACUGUGUGUUGA